UGUCGAUUUUAAGAGAGCAUUCUUCGCCUGUCGCCAUUUUAUUCACCUUCCAGAAAUUUUUACGCUGAACAAAGUCACAAAAUUCAGCAAAAUGGCAGGUAGAAGGGUCGGAAAGUCUGUUGUAGACUGGGCAGCAUUCGUAGAAAGAGUUCCACCAAAUCAGAAGAGUCAAUUCAAUAGCUUGAAGGGUAAAUUCGACGCCUUGAAUGUCAGAAUGAGUCAAAUGCCAGAGCAAGCCGCCACCCCCAACUGGGCUGCUUACAAAAAGACAGUACCUGUUGCUGGACUGGUCGACAAAUUUGAGAAAGAGUUCAGUGCACUGAAGGUUCCAUACCCAGCUGAUACACAGUCUGAUCACAUCAACAAGCAGGAGAAAGAAAUGGAUGUGAUGGCAGCAGACUUUGUCAAGGCUUCAAAUGAGCGCAUUGCAAAAUACACACAAGAGUUCAACAAGCUUGAGAGCAUGAUACCCUUCGAGGAGCUGACGAUCGAGGAGUUUGAUGAGAUGUUCACCGAGGGCAAGAAGAUGAAGGAGAAGUACCCAUGGUGGCCACACAUCAACCUUGCAGAGUUAUAACCUCAACAUACCCUCAACCUAGACCAAUGAUAUCUUAAAAUGCUAAAGAGAUUUAUUCAAGCAUGUAUGCUUUGCCAUUUCCUGAAAAAGCCCUCAUUUAUUUGUCAGAGAGGUCCAAUAAUUUUCGGAGUGAGCUCUUUGUGUCCCAAAGAAAUGUCCAAACAAAUUAUUUUGGGAUUUACAUGUACAUAACAAAGUGCUGUGGACGUGUACUUUAGUUCAUACUACACUUUGUAUUGCACAUUUUAAAGAGCUUUCUAAAGGAUGGUCUACUUUUGAUAAAUAUGUAUAAUAUAUCAUUUCGUCGAUCUUUUACAAUCUCACCCGCUUUGAAAAAGAUCAGAGAGUAAUAUGAUCAAGCUCUUUGUGCAUAUACCAUGAGUGAAUGACUGUAUUCCUUUAACAAUUUCUCAUGCUUUAAACUCCAUGGCCUCCUUUAUUUUGGUCCAAAAUGAUUGAGAAUAUGAUUCAAAUUAAAUCUCAUUCUGUGUAAUUUACUGUGGCUAUCCCCAAUAUUUGUAGAUGGUUACAGAUGAUGGUUUGCAGAUUUGGAAUGAUAACAUGGGGACAGAGUGAAUGCUUGUUACAUUGAGAAUGUGUCUACAUAUUUUAUUCAAUAUUGGAAUAAAGCUGAUAUAACUUGAAAA
Strongylocentrotus purpuratus (purple sea urchin) is the source of this 1224-nucleotide messenger RNA. It is a transcript of the gene atp5pd, whose product is annotated as ATP synthase subunit d, mitochondrial. The record is from RefSeq and is a predicted model, not a curated record. Gene Ontology annotation, molecular function: proton transmembrane transporter activity. Lineage: Eukaryota; Metazoa; Echinodermata; Echinoidea; Camarodonta; Strongylocentrotidae. Gene Ontology annotation, biological process: proton motive force-driven ATP synthesis. The coding region runs from base 92 to 577 and encodes 161 amino acids. The transcript has 5 exons.